Messenger RNA from Microplitis mediator, 933 nucleotides. RefSeq names its product grpE protein homolog, mitochondrial (gene Roe1). The transcript is spliced from 4 exons. Gene Ontology annotation, biological process: protein folding; protein import into mitochondrial matrix. The coding region runs from base 116 to 835 and encodes 239 amino acids. Gene Ontology annotation, molecular function: adenyl-nucleotide exchange factor activity; protein-folding chaperone binding; protein homodimerization activity. NCBI's taxonomy places the organism in Eukaryota, Metazoa, Arthropoda, Insecta, Hymenoptera, Braconidae. Gene Ontology annotation, cellular component: PAM complex, Tim23 associated import motor. The record is from RefSeq and is a predicted model, not a curated record.
UGGAUCAACUUUGCGUACUUUACCGCUUUACGUUUUACUGCGCUUCACCAUUCACAUUAAUAUUGACGACAUAGAAUCAACUUAAAUACAAAAUUAAUUGAAUAAUCUUUAAAAAAUGGUUUCAAUAACUUUGCCAAUGGUAGGAAAGCUUACUAAACUUUCUUUGGAUCAUUUUUAUAUUAGUACGAGAACAAUUUUAAGUAACAGGACAUCACAAACAUCAAUAAAUAAUUUAUGUUAUCAAAUAAAAAAAUUUGGUACGGAGCAGAAAAAAGUUGAUGAAAGCAGUAGUUCAUCACCACCACCAUCAAUUGAACAAAUGACAGACAAUGAAAAUAAAUUAAAAUCUGAAAUCGAAUUAUUAAAUAAAGAAUUAAUUGCGUUGAAAGAACGAAAUAUUGAACUAGAUAAUAAAUACAAACGUGCAUUGGCUGAUGGGGAAAAUUUACGAGUAAGAUUGACUAAACAAAUAGAAGACGCUAAAUUAUUUGGUAUUCAAGGAUUUUGUAAAGAUUUAUUGGAUGUUGCUGACAUUUUGGGUAAAGCUACUGAAAGUGUACCUAAAGAUCAACUUACUGAACGUAAUCCUCAUUUAAAAACUUUAUAUGAAGGAUUAAGAAUGACUGAAUCACAAUUACAUAAGGUAUUCAAAAAACAUGGAUUAGUUUCUGUAAAUCCUUUAGAUGAAAAAUUUGAUCCCAACCAACAUGAAGCUCUUUUUCAACAGGAAGUUCAAGGAAAAAAGCCAGGAACUGUUGUAGUUGUAUCAAAAGUUGGUUAUAAAUUACAUGAAAGAAUAGUAAGGCCAGCACUAGUUGGAGUUGCCAAAGGUUAAUUUAUAAUACAUGACAAUUUAUUCGUUAUACUAAUUUUUUUCUUUUUUAAACUUAAGCACAAUUAAUUUUCAAUUGUAUUUAAUUAUAAAAUUACUUA